AUGUCCGCCUAUAAGCUCAUGGAGUUACUGGCAUCUCAAGGUGACUACCGUAAAACAAAAUCCUCUGCGCAGAUUGUGGUGGAAUCUAUGAUAUCGCUAACUUCCCGUUACAUAAGAAGGAUUCGAGGUCUCGCCUACUGGGUAGGAUUCCCUACUGGGAGGAUAGCUUUCGGGAGCGACGACGCGGUGCGUGGAGGCGGGAGAGGGUUGGCGCCGGCGGAGGCGGGGGGCGGCGGGCCGUCCAAGGUCUCGAAGGCCGGCCCGGCUCGGCCCAGCGCGAGCACUCCGCAGCGGGCGGCGGCCCGCGCGGGCGAUCGGCCUCCCCCCACCCCCCCCCCGCGGCGUGUCCGGGACAACCGGCAGCCGGGCGCGCGCUGCGGCAGCGUGCACCUCAAAACAAGCCGCGCCAGCCGCCGCCGCCGCGUGGGGCUUCGGGGGCGUUCGUGCGCGCUCGGAGGUUUCGGCGAACGAAAGCCGCGGCCGCCGCCGCCGCCGGCCGCCGGCCGCACGCGCCGCCCGCGCCGCCGCCGCCGCACACGCCGCCGCGCGCGGCCCUCAGGUCCGCUGCGCUUCCCGCGAGGUCGCUUGGCCGCCGCCGCCGCCGCCGACGGCCGCGCCAGCAGCCGCGUUGUGCGCGUUGUGGCGUCCGUGAGUUGUGUGGUCCGCCGGGCGCAGUGCCCGCGAGGGUUUUGGUGUCUGUGUCUGGCCAAUGCGAGCAGCGUGGCGCGCCAGUGUGACAGCCAGCGUGUCGCGGUUGGAACGUUUGGUCGCGGUGGUGGGUGUGCGGGGCGACGCAGCCGCAAGGGCGACGGGGCGACGCGGAGCAGUCGCGCGGCGGAGGGGCGGACGGCGCACGCCACGACGACCACCGCCGCCAGGAAGUCGGUGCGCCGCCGCCGCGACUCAAGCUGCUGCAUGAUAGAGUUUUCUGGAACUUGCCCGUAUUCCACGCCGCCGUGUGCUCCCAUGGCUACGGGACGCGGGGGCUCCUCUUGGCGCUUGCCUGCCCUCCACGCUCCCGCCACACAUGCGCUCGCCUCUCCGGCCUGCAACUUUUACUUUCGACGUCUCAGGACGGAGGUAUAUUUAGCGGCGCUGUGGUGGCCUGUCGAAUCCCGAAAACGCGAGGCGGCGGGGGCGUGGCCUGGCGGGGCGGGCAACCCUUCGCUCGUAUUAAUAGCUCGGGGUGGGGGGGGGUGGGGCGUGGUGACAGGGUGCGUCGGGGACCCGGGCGCCGGCGCGAGCUUCUUUCUGCAACGGCCGCGCAGCCCACGCGUCAACAUGUCUGUCAUGUUUGGAGGAAACUGA
This is a messenger RNA of Gryllus bimaculatus (two-spotted cricket), 1308 nucleotides long. Lineage: Eukaryota; Metazoa; Arthropoda; Insecta; Orthoptera; Gryllidae. The record is from the annotation of a GenBank genome assembly.